Portunus trituberculatus (swimming crab) is the source of this 2226-nucleotide messenger RNA. RefSeq names its product KRAB-A domain-containing protein 2-like. The transcript is spliced from 2 exons. Gene Ontology annotation, molecular function: nucleic acid binding. Gene Ontology annotation, biological process: DNA integration. NCBI's taxonomy places the organism in Eukaryota, Metazoa, Arthropoda, Malacostraca, Decapoda, Portunidae. The record is from RefSeq and is a predicted model, not a curated record. The coding region runs from base 319 to 1938 and encodes 539 amino acids.
CAAACUGUGAAAUCAGUCAUUUCGUGAAAUGACUGAUUUUCUUAGUCAUUACAUGUAUUGCCUGCGGAGGCCAGUCAGUUCACGAAAUGACUGAAAAUUAUAGCCAUUUCAUGAAACGACUGAAUUAUUGUCAUGCUUGUUACACUAUAUGGCUGUUUUGAAUUAGGCAAAAUGUGAACUAGUGGUUUGACGAUGUGAACUAGCUGUUUGACGUCCAUUGACAGCCAUGACUUCAGCUCAGUCACACUGAGAGCACACACUAAACACUCAGCUCCGAGUCUCUUUGCUGAUUCCAGUUGAAUCCAGUUCCUUCACAAGAUGUCUGAAAGCAUAGAGUUAAAAUUUCGUGAAGAAUUAUAUUCUAGGUAUGAGAAGUGUCGCAAAUAUCUCAUUCCGAAAGAAGAAUAUUUCCAAAUUAUUGAGGACAUUCGUACAACUAGUGAAAGGAAGAACACUAAGAGUCGCCAUCAAUACUACCUUCUGAGUAAAUAUGAAGUGCUACAGUGUGGUGAUAUUGAGAAACUUAUUAAGAAACGACAAACCCCAGAUGAAACACCAGUGUACUAUGUCUCCAUUGAAGACACUUAUGACAUAGUUAAGAGGGCCCAUGUUGCAACUGGGCACGGUGGUCGAGAUAGAAUGACUAGAGAACUCCAAGUGAAAUACGCCAAUAUUCAGCGGGAUACAGUUGAACUAUUCAAAUCGUUGUGUCAGGAAUGCCAGAAAAAGAGAAAGCGACCAAUGACAAAGGGAGUUGUGGUUAAACCUAUUCUGACUAGUGAAUUUUCAUCACGUGGGCAGGUAGAUCUUAUUGACAUGCAGUCUAUGUCGUGUAGAACUUACAAAUGGAUUAUGGUUUACCAAGACCACUUAACAAAGUUUUGCGUUCUGCGUCCACUCAAAUCAAAGCGUGCAGCUGAAGUAGCAUUCCAACUAGCUGAUAUUUUUCUUCUCUUGGGGGCUCCUGUAAUUCUUCAAUCAGACAAUGGUUCUGAGUUUACUGCUCAGAUCAUUACUGAACUGUGUUCCAUGUGGCCUGAAUUAUCCAUCGUUCAUGGUAAGCCAAGACACCCACAGAGUCAAGGCUCUGUGGAGAGAGCAAAUGGUGACAUAAAGGACAUGCUUGUUGCUUGGAUGGCUGAUAAUAACUCAACGGACUGGGCAACGGGCAUAAAAUUUGUUCAAUUCUCCAAGAAUUCUGCCUAUCACGCAGGGAUCAAGAGGAGUCCAUAUGCUGCAAUGUUUGGUGUGAAUGCCAGAGUCGGACUGACAUCAACAUCACUUCCACAUGAAAUCAUCAGUUCCCUGCAGUCUGAACAAGACCUUGUAACCUUGCUUCAAGAAAGAGAAACUGAUACCAACAAUCCUGAAACAGAAAGUACAGUCCACGAACCAGUCGCAACCGAAAUUAACGAGGAUGAGCAAGAAAUUGAUGUCAACUCCCAACGUAUAGCUGCCAGUGAACCAGAACAAGAACAAGAACAUGAACCUGUAUCCCCUCAUCACUCUGAUCUUGAUCAACUGCAACACAGCAUCAAUUCCCAACGUAUAGCUGCCAGCGAAUCCCAGAAACAACAAGCGGAGCGUAUGGUGAAGAGAAGCCGAAUAGAGCUAAAAGUAGGUGAGAUAGGAGACAACGUUGCUCUUCCCAUUCCUUUAGUUGAUCGAGGUCGUGGAGACCCAAGGAACAUCUUAGGAGUUAUAGUGAGUAGGAGCAUAAACGAUCAGUACAAAGUAGCUACCAAAAGUGGUGUUCUAAAAGGAAGCUAUUCAAGGAAUCAAUUUGACAUUUGUCCUGAAAGAUUGCUGAGAGAGGGUGACAUUAACAGUGAUACAGAAAUUUCUCUCCGAGAAGCCGUUAUCAAAGAAUCUGACAAUGGAGGACAAGGUUUUGUUAAGUGUUCUUGUAAUGGUAAAAAAAAAUGCCAAUCAAACUGAUGUAAAUGUUUCAAAUCUAAACAGCUUUGCAAUAGUAGAUGUCAUAACAGCCUUAAUUGUACAAACAAGUAGCAUGAAUGAGUGAUUGUGUUGUCAUAUGUAAUUCUAUUGUUUAAGUGAUUUAUUUUUUAACUACAGUUGUACUUUUGUAAUAUGUGAUUUUUCAUGAAUUUUAACAUGCUUUUAAAAUAUACUGUAUUUGAAUAAAAACAAAUUAUGAAGAUUUGUAAUUUUUUUAUGAAUUUUAACAUGCUUUUUUAAAAUAUACUGUAUUUGAAUAAAAACAAA